CCGCCGGAAAGUUUGCGCGCGGCUGGCGCGGGGCGCGGGGCGCGGGCGCGGAGCCGGCGGCGGGGCGCGGGGAGCGCGGACCCGGACCGGACCGAGCGCGCCCCAGGCAGAUGUGGGGGGCGGCAGCCCGGAGGCAUGCCCCCCACCCGGCCACGCCCACCCCCCUUCCUGCUGCUGCUGCUGCUGGCCUGCCAGCUGCAGGCCCCCUGUGCGCAGAUGAUGGACUCCGUGUUCGAGAAGUGGAAGCUCUAUGGGGACCAGUGUCUGCACAACCUGAGCCUGCUGCCGCCCCCCACGGAGCUGGUCUGCAACAGAACCUUCGACAAGUACUCCUGCUGGCCCGACACGCCCCCCAACACCACGGCCAGCAUCGCCUGCCCCUGGUACCUGCCCUGGCACCACAAAGUUCAGCACCGGUUCGUCUACAAGGCGUGCGGGCCGGACGGGCAGUGGGUGAGGGGGCCGCAGGGGCAGCCGCUGAGGAACGCCUCCCAGUGCCGGAUGGACAAGGAGGAGCUUGAGGCGCAGGAGGCGGAAGCCAAGCUGCUGGGCGGGUCCAAGGCGAUGUACACGGCGGGGUACUGCCUCUCGCUGGGGGCGCUGCUCCUGGCCCUGGCCAUCCUGCUGGGCCUCAGGAAGCUGCACUGCACCCGCAACUACAUCCACGUGAACCUGUUCGCCUCCUUCGUGCUCAAGGCCGGCUCCGUGCUGGUCACCGACCUGCUGCUCAAGACCCGCUACAGCCAGGAGUUCGGGGACGACCUCCGCGUGCGGGGCUGGAUGAGCGACGAGGCGCUGGCCGGCUGCCGGGUGGCCGCGGUGUUCAUGCAGUACGGCAUCGUGGCCAACGCCUGCUGGCUGCUGGUGGAGGGCCUGUACCUGCACCGCCUGCUGCGCCUCUCCGCCGGCCCCGAGAGGAGCGUCUUCGCCUUCUACCUGGGCAUCGGCUGGGGCGCCCCCAUGCUGUUCGUCAUCCCCUGGGCUGUGGUGAAGUGUGUGUUCGAGAACAUCCAGUGCUGGACCAGCCACGGCAACAUGGGCUUCUGGUGGAUCCUGCGCUUCCCCGUCUUCCUGGCCACCUUGAUCAACUGCUGCAUUUUCAUCCGAAUCCUGCACAUCCUCGUGGCCAAGCUGCGGGCCCAUCAGAUGCACCACACCGACUACAAAUUCCGGCUGGCCAAGUCCACGCUGACCCUCAUCCCUCUGCUGGGGGUCCACGAGGUGGUGUUCGCCUUCGUGACGGACGAGAACGCCCAAGGCACCCUGCGCUUCGUCAAGCUCUUCUUCGACCUCUUCCUCAGCUCCUUCCAGGGCCUGCUGGUGGCUGUCCUCUACUGUUUCCUCAACAAGGAGGUGCAGACGGAGCUGCUGCGGAGCUGGCACCGCUGGCGCCUGGGCGAGCUGCUGCGGGAGGAGCGCCAGGUCAGCGGCCACCCGGCCCUGGCCCGGUCCACCAGCGGGGCCCCCACGGAGAAGCUGCUGCUGUCCGGGGGCUGCGACAGCAACGGGGGCAGCCACGGCCCCUCCCCCUCCGGGGAGCCCCCCGCGGCCGGCCGCCCCCCGGGGUGGGCCCAGAGCGCCCUGUGAGGCCCGAGCCCCCGGGGCUGGACUCGGGAGUGAGAGGCCACCCGAACAAUUCAGACCAAGACCCAGAGUGGCCUGGGGUGUAGCCAGAGCGGCCCCCUGUCCCCGGGGCCCACUGCAGUGGCCUGAGGGCGGGCCUCCCCUGCCCUCCCCUGCCCUCCCCACACCUGCUCUGUGCCCAGCGGGCCCGAGGGGGGAGCGGGGGGACGGGUGGGGAGCUCUCGUGAGUGCAUGUCUGUGUCUGUGAGUCUGAGGAGGAAUGUGUGUCCUCCAACAAUAAAGAGCUUGUGCAGUGGUCCUCUUCCGCCCCCUG
This is a messenger RNA of Myotis myotis, 1897 nucleotides long. It is a transcript of the gene GCGR, whose product is annotated as glucagon receptor. The record is from RefSeq and is a predicted model, not a curated record. Gene Ontology annotation, cellular component: plasma membrane. Gene Ontology annotation, biological process: cell surface receptor signaling pathway; adenylate cyclase-activating G protein-coupled receptor signaling pathway. Lineage: Eukaryota; Metazoa; Chordata; Mammalia; Chiroptera; Vespertilionidae. Bases 136 to 1587 code for a protein of 483 amino acids. Gene Ontology annotation, molecular function: peptide hormone binding; glucagon receptor activity. The transcript has 14 exons.